AGCGCCAAGAAGACUGAGAGAAACCAGUCAAAUGAAGACCACCAGCUCUGGUUUGUAGUUUCUGGCUAAAUGUUUCUUUUUCCUGAUACUGGUGAUGGAAAACCGAAGCAAAAUCAGUGACCUGCUUCAAAGUGCCCUUGACAACCUUCUUCAGGAAGACUUCAAAAGAUUUAAAGACAAACUAUCACACUUUGACUUUGAGGAGAAAGGUACCAUCCCUCGAGGUCAGCUGGAGAAUGCCGACAGGACAGAUACGAAGAACCUCCUGAUGAAAUUCUAUGGUGGAGACGCUGCAGUAAAUGUAACCAUAGACGUUUUCACUCAGAUCAACCUCCGAGAUUCUGCUGCAAAACUCAGAGAAGAAAGAGAGAAGGAUUUGCAUUUGAAUCAAAAACAGUCAGAGGCUUCAGCAGAAGAUUUCAGGGUGAAGUACAGAGAAUAUGUACAAAAAAAGUAUCAAGUAAUAAAAGAUAGGAACGCUCAUCUUGGUGAGAAUGUGAAGCUAAACAGCAGAUACACAAAGCUGAUUAUUGUUGAUAGUCAUGGUUAUGAAAAAAACCGAGAACAUGAAAUAAUAGCCACAGGUUGGAAACAUACAGAAGCCAUGACUGAGCGAGCUAGUUCUGUGAUUACCAUGGGUACUUUAUUUAAACCUUACAAAGAUGGGCAAACACCACAGAUUGUUGUACUGGUGGGAGCUGCAGGGAUUGGAAAAACAAUUACUUCAAAAAAGAUCAUGUUGGACUGGGCAGCUGGGGAACUUUAUAAGGAAAUGUUUGAUUAUGUCUUCUACAUAAAUUGUAGGGAGAUGAACCUUCUUACUAAGGAAGUAAGUGUGGCUGAUAUGAUUUUAAAACAUUGUCCUAAUAAUAAGACAUCAAUUAAUCACAUUCUCGGACAAUCAGAUAAACUCCUGUUCAUAAUUGAUGGAUUUGAUGAACUGAGAUUUUCCUUUGAUCAGUCAGAAGAUAACCUGUGCUCUGAGCCCUGGGAGAAAAAGCCAGUGGAAAUUAUACUGAGCAGUUUAUUUAGGAAAACAGUUCUUCCUGAAUCCUACUUACUGAUCACUACAAGACCAGCUGCUCUGGAGAAACUGGGGAGGUGUGAACGUUACGCAGAGAUCCUGGGGUUUUCUGAAGCUGACAGGAAAGAGUAUUUCCAUAAGUUCUUUGGAAAUGAGAAACAAGCAAGACAAGCUUAUAGAUUUGUGAGAGAGAAUGAAAUUCUCUUCACCAUGUGCUUUGUCCCCAUCAUGUGUUGGAUCAUCUGCACGGUUCUGAAACAACAGCUUGAAAAAGGUGAGGAUCUUGCACAAGCUUCCAAAACAACCACUGGAAUGUAUGUGCUCUAUCUUUCCAGUUUAGUUAACCCUCCUGGAAGCAAUUCAAAGCCAUGUAAGAAAGCUAGUUUGAGAGGACUUUGCUCUUUGUCUGCUGAUGGAAUCUGGAAGCAAAAGAUACUGUUUGAGGAAGAAGAAAUCAAAAUGUUGGGCUUAGAUCAGGCAGGUGCUCUCCCUCUCUUUUUGAACGAAAACAUUUUUCAAAAGGAUAUUGACACUGAAUGUCUCUACAGCUUCAUUCACUUAAGCUUUCAGGAGUUUUUUGCAGCCUUGUUUUAUGUGCUGGAGGAAGAUGAAACAAUGGAAGAUUCAGGGACUCCCAAGAAAGAUGUGAAAACAUUAUUAGAAAACUAUGGAAACUCUAGAAAUUACUUAAUGUUAACAGUGCGAUUCCUGUAUGGUCUCUUAAAUGAAAAAAGUAUCAAGGACAUGGAGGAAAAAUUUGGGUGUAAAAUUUCACCUAAAAUUAAGUUAGAUUUAAUUAAGUGGAUUCAAACAUAUAAACAAACAGUGCUAUCUGUGCCAUCUGUGUAUGAUAAAAUCAUUUGUCAGCUUGAGGAGUUUCGCUGUUUGUAUGAGAUCCAAGAUGAAAAUUUUAUGAAAAAUGCAUUGGAGCCUUUCACUAAAAUAGUGAUAUGUCGAAAUAAUCUUACUCCAAUGGAUCAAAUAGUUCUUUCAUUUUGUGUAAGCAAUUGCCAUAGACUGGUGUCUCUUGAGAUGUAUGCCUGCACAUUCAGAUUUGAAGACCGUAAGAAAGAAGUACCACAAAGACAUGAAGAAUUAGAUCACCUGAGGUCUUGCAAACUCACAGCGGAUUGUUGUGGGGACCUCUCCUCUGUUCUCAGCACUAACCAGUUCCUGACAGACCUGGACCUGACUGCUAAUGAAGUGAGAAAUACAGGAGUGCAGCUCCUGCGUGAGGGACUGAAACAUCAAAACUGCAAACUGCAGAGACUGAGCUUGAAGAGCUGCAACAUCUCAGAUGAUGACUGUACAGAUCUUGCUGCUGCUCUCAGAACCAGCCAGAGCCUGACCGAGCUGGAUCUAAAUUUUAAUCAUUAUCUGAGAGAUUCUGUAGUGCAGUUGUUGUGUGAGGGACUGAUACAGCCAACCUGCAAAUUACAGAGUCUGAAGUUAAAUUAUUGCAAUAUCACACACGUUAGCUGUAAGGAUCUUGCAGCUGUUCUCAAAACCAGCCAGAGACUGAUAGAGCUGGAUAUGGGCACUAAUGAACUGCAAGAAGCUGGAGUGCAGCUUCUCUGUGAGGCACUGAAACAUCCAAACUGCAGACUGCAGAGACUGGGGUUGGGGUUGUGCAGACUCACAGCUGCUUGUUGUGGGGAUCUCUCCUCUGCUCUUAGCACCAGCCAGACCCUGGUAGAGCUGAAUCUCCAGGAUAACAGACUGGAAGAUUCCGGGGUGCAGCUGCCGUGUGAGGCACUGAAACAUCCAAACUGCAAACUGCAGAAAAUAAAGUUGCGGGAUUGCCAUCUCACAGAUGUUUGUUGUGGGGACCUCUCCUCGUUUCUUAGCACCAGCCAGACCCUGUCUGAGCUGAACCUGAAACAUAAUAAACUGGAGGAUUCAGGAGUGCAGCUGUUGUGUGAGGGACUGAAACAUCCACGCUGCAAACUGCAGAAACUAAAAUUGGCGAAUUGUGAUCUCACAGCUGCUUGUUGUGGGGAUCUCUCCUCUGUUCUUAGCACCAGACAGACCCUGACAGAGUUGGACCUGAGGAACAACAAACUGGAAGAUUCAGGAAUGAGGCUGCUGUGUGAGGGACUGAAACAUCCAAACUGCAAACUGCAGAAUCUAAGAUUAAGUCGUGUGAUUUCACAGUUGCUUGUUGUGGGGAGCUCUUUUCUGCUCUUGGUUCAAACCGGGCCCUGAGAGAACUGGAUGUAUGUGAGAACAAACUGGAAGAUUCAGGGGUGAAGCAGUUGUGCGAAGGACUGAAACAUCGAAACUGCAAAGUGCAGAAAUUGUGCUUGUCUGUCAAUCAUAUAAAUGAAAAUACAACAAAGGAUUUGAAAGUUUUGCAGAAGAAAAAACCUGAUCUGUUGAUAGUGCAUGAUAGAGAAAUCAACGAUUGGACCCUAAAUACACAGACAAGCAGGCCUGUGUUUCCUCUACAUCCUCAGCAUACAUUCAUUUGUAAAUUGUCUUGUAGUGCAGCAAUGAUGUGGAAUAUUUUUGAGAGUCACUGGCUGGUUUCUGGAUUUGUCCUGCUGUUAAGCAUUGUUGUAUACUGUUUUCUCUGGUUGAUGAAUAUAUAAGUAGCUGAAA
Gopherus evgoodei (Goodes thornscrub tortoise) is the source of this 3625-nucleotide messenger RNA. RefSeq names its product NACHT, LRR and PYD domains-containing protein 3-like. The record is from RefSeq and is a predicted model, not a curated record. The transcript is spliced from 12 exons. Gene Ontology annotation, cellular component: cytoplasm. Gene Ontology annotation, molecular function: protein binding. Lineage: Eukaryota; Metazoa; Chordata; Testudines; Testudinidae. Bases 95 to 3229 code for a protein of 1044 amino acids.